Molecule: messenger RNA, 867 nt
Organism: Rhagoletis zephyria (snowberry fruit fly)
Lineage: Eukaryota; Metazoa; Arthropoda; Insecta; Diptera; Tephritidae
Product: venom allergen 5-like
Source: RefSeq, a predicted model, not a curated record
AUGUCAACAAAAAGUAAUUUGCGUGUUUGUGUGCCCAAAUGGCAAUGGCAGCAGCGGGUGUCAAUCGCCAAACUCUCACUCUCACUGACAGUGCUGCUGCUGCUGCUGCUGCUGCUACAACGACUGCCUAUGGGCGACAGCAGCUACCAGUAUUCCUGGUGUGAUUCGAAUUUAUGCGAGAAAGGUGUGCGACAUUUGGCCUGCCGCAAUAAUGGCAACUUCGCCAAGCGCUGCGCCGCCGACGCCAUUGAGCUAGACAUCUCCGACUAUAAGGAUCAGUUUGUGCACGAACAUAAUAAGCGUAGAAAUUUCCUAGCGCUCGGCCUUUUGCCUGGCUACUUUCCCGCUUCUCGCAUGGCUACUAUGGUUUGGGAUGAUGAGCUGCAAUUUUUGGCAUCACUAAAUCUACGCACCUGCAUACUGGAUCAUGAUUCAUGCCAUACAACCUACCGUUUUCAGUAUUCCGGUCAAAAUCUAUGCGGUGUUGUACGCGAUCGCAAUCCGAAUGUGAAUGUGAGUGGUAUUAUCGAGGAAGUGAUGGGACUGUGGUUCGAUGAAUAUCCACUCAUCGACAGCAGUUAUAUACGGAGAUUCCGGGUCACAAAAUAUUUUGAGCAGUAUGGUCACUUCGCGGAGUUCGUUGUGGAUCGUAAUACACAUGUCGGCUGUGCUGUGAUCCGUUACACUAAUCCUGAUUUCCCAUUACAUCACAUCUAUAACAUGGCCUGCAAUUAUGCAAGCAAAUAUGCUUUGGGUAUUCCGGUUUAUCGGGUGGGCACACCAGCUUCAGAGUGUAAAAAAGGCAAAAACCGUUACUAUCCGGGCUUAUGCUCUCCUAAAGAGAUAUAUAAUCCUCACUAUGAAUAA